UUCAGUAAUGAUGAAGUGCUUGUAUCUUGUGUCUGUCGUGUUUCACAUGGCGGCAGGCUGCGCUCUCUCUGGUGAUAAUCAGAAAGAAAUCACACGACACAGAGGUGAUUCAGUGCUGUUACCCUGCUCCUGCUCUGACCUGAACACCAAACCUCAGAAACUCACCUGGGAGACUGGAAGAACAGGACGUCUGACAGAAGUGUUAAAUGAUGAGCACUACCGUGGCAGAGUUCAGCUGUUUAAUAACAUUUCUCCUGCUAAUCUGUCUCUGUUCAUAUCUGACCUGAGAGUAGAGGAUCAGGGAGACUACAGGUGCAGCACUGAGAAGGAACACAGAGACAUCUGGCUUUAUGUUGAUGGCUGCGAGCUGGUGAAGAAGACAGAGGUAGAGCGUGUGACUGUGUUCACAGGAGAGUCUGUAGUUCUGCCCUGCGUCUGCACUGACAUACAGGACAAACCACAGGAUCUAAAAUGGGAGUUUAUUAGAAACAGUCACAAUCAGGAAAUUUACCAUAAACAGACUGGACAUCACAGAAACAGAGUCAAACUGGUCAGUAACAACUCUCCAGGAAACCUUUCUCUACUUAUAUCAGACCUGACUGAAGAGGACCAGGGAGAAUACACAUGUUCUGUACAGAAUAAUAAAGAAAAAAUCAGACUAUAUGUUAAAGGAAAAAAAGAAACUUCAACACACUCAAGGAAAACAGGUACAACACCUCCAUUAGAACAGCCUCAGAGUAAAACAACACACUCUCCAUCUGCAUCAUCAUCAUCAUCAUCAACAACACUGGAACAAGAUACACAGCAAACACACCUCCUGCCAGUUUUUAUCAUUCUGGGAGUUUUGCUGUUGGUCAUAUCUGGUGUAGUGACAUUUAUUUGUUGGAGAUGCAGAGGAGGAAGAUGUGGAGAGAAUGUGAUUAUUGAAGGACGUCAGGACUGUAAGAGAAAACAGAACGAUCAGACUGUACCGGAUGUCAUGUACUCUACUGUAACUCACAUUAACACAGCCGGAGCAGCACGGGUCCAGAUCAAUGCUGGAGAGGAAACUGAAUAUGCCAGGAUUAUAACAAACUAAUGCACAGUAAAUAUAUAGAAUAAUGCUUAAAACAUACAGUAUAUUAAAUACAUGCCAUGGUGAGCACAUGAUUUACAAUAUUUUCUUUGUUAAUUAUACUUGUUUUUUAAAUCAUAUGUAUGUCUUUUAAUUAUAUUUUAUGUGCUUAUGGAUUGUUGCACAUAAUA
Molecule: messenger RNA, 1245 nt
Organism: Clarias gariepinus (North African catfish)
Lineage: Eukaryota; Metazoa; Chordata; Actinopteri; Siluriformes; Clariidae
Product: junctional adhesion molecule-like
Exons: 7
Coding region: 8-1078 (356 amino acids)
Biological process (GO): cell surface receptor signaling pathway; positive regulation of T cell proliferation; cellular response to lipopolysaccharide
Cellular component (GO): external side of plasma membrane
Source: RefSeq, a predicted model, not a curated record